AUGUUGAAAGUCAAAACCGAAUCCAAAGCUUUAAAAGAUCUUUGUUUAUGUUUAAAUUUAUUCCAAUUACUUAUUACUUCACCAACAAGGGUAACCGCUGAGGACAAGCUUCCUCACGCUGAGGACAAGGUACCUCACGCUGAGGACAAGGUUCAUCACGCAGAGGACAAGGUUCAUCACGCUGAGGACAAGGUUCCUGACGCUGAGGACAAGGUUCCUCACGCUGAGGACAAGGUUCCUCACGCGGAGGACAAGGUUCCUUAAGCUGAGAACAAGGUUCUUCACGCUGAGGACAAAGUUUCUCAAGCUGCGGACAAGGUUCUUCACCCUGAGGACAAGUUCCUUGACGCUGAGGACAAGGUUCUUGACGCUGAGGACAAGGUUUCUCACCCUGAGGACAAGGUUCCUCACGCUAAGCACAAGGUUCCUCACGGUGAGGACAAGGUUCCUCACGCUCAGCAGGAUGUUCCUCACGCUGAGAACAAGGUUCUACACGCUGACGAUAAGGUUCCCCACACUGAGGACAAGGUUCCUCACGCUGAGGAGGAGGUUCCUCAAGCUGAGACAAGGUUCGUCACGCUGAGGACUAGGUUCUUCACGCUGAGGACAAGGUUCUUCACCCUGAGGACAAGGUUCCUCACGCUGAGUACAAGGUUCUUCACGCUGAGGUCAAGGCUCUUCAACUUAGAACAAGGUUCGUCACGCUGAGGACAAGGUUCCUCACGCUGAGGUCAAGGUUCCUCAUGCCGAGGACAAGGUUCUUCACGGGGACGACAAGGUUCUUCACACCGAGGACAAGGUUCCCCACGCUGAGGACAAUGUUCCUCACGCUGAGAACAAGGUUCCUGAUUCUGAGGACAAGGUUCCUCACGCUGAGGACAAGGUUCUUCACGCUGAGAACAAGGAACUUCGGGCUGAGAGCAAGGUUCCUCACGCUGAGGACCAGGUUCCCACGCUUAGGACAAGGUUCUUGACGCUGAGGACAAGGUUCUUCACGCUGAGGACAAGGUUCUUCACGCUGAGGACAAGGUUCCUCACGCGGAGCACAAGGUUCUUCACGCUGAGGACAAGGUUCUUCACGCUGAGGACAAGGUUCUUCACGCUGAGGACAAGGUUCUUCACGCUGAGGACAAGGAUCUUCACGCUGAGAACAAGGUUCCUUGUGCUGAGGACAAGGUUCCUCACGCUGAGGACAAGGUUCCUCACGCUGAGGAGAAGAAUCGUCACGCUGAGGACAAGGUUCUUCACGCCGAGGACAAGGUUCCUCACGCUGAUGACAAGUUUCUUCAACUUAGAACAAGGUUCCUCAAGCGGAGGAGAAGGAUCUUUACGCCGAGGGCAAGGUUCCUCAGGCUGAGGGCAAGAUCCUUCUAGCUGAGGACAAGGCUCCGCACGCUGAGGACAAGGUACCUCACGCUGAGGACAAGGUUCUUCACGCUGAGAACAAGGUUCCUUGUGCUGAGGACAAGGUUCCUCACACUGGGGACAAGGUUCCCACGCUGAGGACAAGGUGCUUAACGCUGAGGAGAAGGUUCUUCACGCUGAGGACAAGGUUCUUCACGCUGAUGACAAGGUUCUUCACAAGGCAGACAAGGUUCUUCACGCUGAGGAGAAGGUUCCUCUCGCUGAGAACAAGGUUCCUCACGCUGAGAACAAGGUUCUUCACGCCUGGGACUAUGUUCCUCACGCUGAGAACAAGGUUCCUCACGCGGAGAACAAGGUUCCUCAUGCUGAGGACAACGUUCGUCAUGCUUAGGACAAGGUUCCUCACGCUGAAGACAAGGUUGCUCACGCUGAGGACAAGGUUCGUCAAGCUGAGAUCAAGGUUCCUCACGCUGAGGACAAGGUUCGUCAGGCUGAGGAUAUGGUUCCUCACGCUGAGAAUAAUGUUCUUCACGCUGAGGACAAGGUUCAUCACGCCGGGGACAAGGUCCUCGCGCCGAGGACAAGGUUUCUCACGCUGAGGACAAGGUUGCUCACGCUGAGGACAAGGUUCCUCAGGCUGAGGACAAGGUUCUCGAAGCCGGCGACGAUGUUUCUCACGCUGAGAACAAGGUUCCUCACGCGGAGGACAAGGUUCCUCACUCUGAGGGCAAGGUUACUAACGCAGAGGACAAGGUUCUUCACGUUGACGACGAGGUUCCUCAUGCUGAGGACAAGGUUCUUCACGCCGCGGACAAGAUUCCUCACGCUUAGAACAAGGUUCCCCAUGCGCAGGAGAAGGUUCCUCACGCUGAGGGCAAGGUUACUUACGCUGAGGACAAGGUUCUUUUUUUUUAAUAAUAAUGGUAUUUUAAUAACACAUCAUCGCAUGAAAAUGAAUUACAAUGUGUUUUACAAUUGAUUUGAAUGGGAAUUACAAUACUAAAAGUAACUAUAUUACAAUGUAUCAUUAGAUUAUUAAAUAAGAACUUAUAACUAAGAACAAUUAUUUGUUCUAUCAGUUCUACAUUUAAAAGAAGCGAAUUGUUUAAAAUUCCUUAAAUUAUACAGAUGUUCGUUUUCACUGGUGAGAGUUAGAUGGGAAGAAAGACGACUGCCAAUGCAAUAUUUUUUAUCGUCUUUUCGCAAAGUUCUCCUCGACGUAUAUCCAUGCAACCUAGGACACUGCAACAUUUCUUGCGCUUCACCGUAGGAUCGACCUGGCAGUAUAAUCCUCAAUGCACGUUUUUGAAUUUUCUCGACUUGUUCAGACAGAUACAUAGGUAGACCACAAUGCCAUACUGUACAACAAUAUUCUAAUGUAGAUCUAAUCAGUCCAUAAUAAAUUGUGAUAAGGUCGUGCGGUGGAAUCCCUCCCCGUCGUAGGACACGUAGGAUAUGCAGUCGCUUGGAUGCUUUGGUAACAAUCAUCGAAAUAUGUUCGUUCCACUUAAGGUCAUCCUGGAUAAUCAAUCCAAGAACCUUGUGCGACGAUACACAUUCUAAGAUCUGGUCUUCAACACAGAAGUGUGGUAGUUCAGGUUUGUUCCGAAAGAAACAAAUUUGCAUCUCUUUGCAUUUCUUUGCGUUCAAUUUCAUCAGGUUAUUAGAUGCCCAUGUAGCUACUUCGUACCUUGGGGGACACCGGCUGUGACAGGAAGCCAACAAGAAACAGCUUCCGCAAGUUUGACCCGCUGUCUUCGCCCUGAUAGAAAGUUUACGAUCCAUGGUAUUAACGAUCGCCUAACGCCAAUAUCAACAAGUUUUUGGAUAAGAAUGUUAUGGCCAAUACGGUCGAAGGCCUUUGAAAAAUCCAAAAAGCAUAUGCGAAGAAAAUGACCAGUUGAAUCCAAAUGGGAAAGCCAACAAUGCAACAUGUCGAGCAAGCAAUAGGUCGUGGAUGAACCCUUUAAAGAACCGAACUGUUGUGCGUCAAUAUUAUUCCUAACGUCAGAGAUCAUCCAUCUAACGACAAAAUCUUCGAGAACUUUAGAAAGGCAUGGCGUUAGUGAAAUGGGUCUUGUGUCACCCUCGUCAGUUGGUUGUUUAACUUUUGGAAUGGGAGUAAUAUGUGAGACUUUCCAUAUAUUUGGAACAAUCCCGGACGCAACUGACAUCUUGAAGAUUUUCGCAACUGGUUCAGCGAAAAAGUGCGCAAAUUCCUUCAAAAGGCGACCUGGAAUAUUAUCAGGACCACAUGUUUUGGAGGCAUUAACAACCAAUAAUUUCUCACAGACUUCGUGCGGUUCGAUGUAAGGCACUUGAUCAACAGCAGGUAAGUAUGCUGGUAACGUGCUUAUAUCUAGUGGUGAAAUGUCGGCGUUAACCGAGAUGUAAAACUUGUUCAAGUUAUUGGCCAGUUCUUCACGCAGAGGACAAGGUUACUCACGCUGAGGACAAAGUUGCUCACACUGAGGACAAGGUUCCUCACGCUGAGAACAAUGUUCCUCAUCCUGAGGACAAGGUUCCUCACGCUGAGGACAAGGUUCCUCACGCUGAGGAGACGGUUCCUCAAGCUAAAAACAAGGUUCCUCACGCUGAAGACAAGGUUCCUCACGCUGAGAUCAAGGUUCCUCACGCUGAGGACAAGGUUCUUCACGCCGAGGACAAGGUUCCUCACGCUGAGGACAAGGUUCCUCACGCUGAGGACAAGGUUCCUCAGGCUGAGGACAAGGUUCUUCACGCCGGCGACAAUGUUUCUCACGCUGAGAACAAGGUUCCUCACGCGGAAGAGAAGGUUCCUCACUCUGAGGGCAAGGUUACUAACGCAGAGGACAAGGUACUUCACGCUGAGGACAAGGUUCUUCACGUUGAGGACAAGGUUCCUCAUGCUGAGGACAAGGUUCUUCACGCCGCGGACAAGGUUCCUCACGCUUUGAACAAGGUUCCUCAAGCGCAGGACAAGGUUCCUCACGCUGAGGGCAACGUUACUCACGCUGAGCACAAGGUUCUUCACGCUGAGAACAAGGUUCUUCACGCUGAGGACAAGGUUCUUCACGCUGAGGAGAAGGUUCUUCACGCUGAGGAAAAGGAUCUUCCCGCAGAGAACAAGGUUCCUUGUACUGAGGACAAGGUUCCUCACGCUGAGGACAAGGUUCCUCACGCUGAGGAGAAGAAUCGUCACGCUGAGGACAAGGUUCUUCACGCCGAGGACAAGGUUCCUCACGCUGAUGACAAGGUUCUUCAACUUAGAACAAGGUUCCUCACGCGGAGGAGAAGGUUCUUUACGCCGAGGAGAAGGUUCCUCAGGCUGAGGACAAGAUUCUUCUAGCUGAGGACAAGGUUCCUCACGCUGAGGACAAGGAACCUCACGCUGAGGACAUGGUUCAUCACGCUGAGAACAAGGUUCCUUGUGCUGAGGACAAGGUUCCUCACGCUGAGGACAAGGAUCCCACGCUGAGGACAAGGUCUACGCUGAGAAAGGUUCUCAGCUGAGGACAAGGUUCUUCACGCGAGGACAAGGUUCUCACGGACAAGGUUCUCACGCUGAGGACAGGUUCCUCCGCUGAGACAAGGUUCCUCAGGCUGAGAACAAGGUUCUUCACGCCUGGGACUAUGUUCCUCACGCUGAGAAGAAGGUUCCUCACGCGGAGAACAAGGUUCCUCAUGCUGAGGACAACGUUCGUCAUGCUUAGGACAAGGUUCUAAACGCUGAAGACAAUAUUGCUCACGCUGAGGACAAGGUUCGUCAAGCUGAGAUCGAGGUUCCUCACGCUGAGGACAAGGUUCGUCAGGCUGAGGAUAUGGUUCCUCACGCAGAGAAUAAUGUUCUUCACGCUGAGGACAAGGUUCAUCACGCCGGGGACAAGGUUCCUCACGCCGAGGACAAGGUUUCUCAAGCUGAGGACAAGGUUCCUCACGCUGAGGACAAGGCUCGUCAGGCUGAGGACAAGGUUCUUGAAGCCGGCGACGAUGUCUCUCACGCUGAGAACAAGGUCCCUCACGCUGAGGACAGGGUUCUUCACGCUGAGGAGAAGAUCCCUCACGCUGAGGACAAGGUACCUCACGCUGAGGACAAGGUUCUUCACGCUGAGGACAAGGAUAUUCCCGCUGAAAACAAGGUUUUCAACUUAUAACAUGGUUCCUCACGCUGACGACAAGGUUCCUCACGCAGAGGACAAGGUUCUUCAUGCUGAGGACCAGGUUCCUCAACUUAGACCAAGGUUCCUCACGCUGAGGACAUGGUUUCUCACGCUGAGGACAAGGUUGCUCAUACUGAAGAAAAGGUACCUCACGCUCAGGAAAAGUUCCUCACGCUAAGAAAGAGGUUCCGCAUGCUGAGAGCAAGGUUCCUCACGGUGAGGGCAAGGUUCCCACGCUGAGGACAAGGUUCUUCACGCUGAGGACAAGGUUCCUCAACUUAUAACCCGGUUCCUCACGCGGAGAACAAGGUUCUUCACGCUGAGGACAAGGUCCCUCACGCUGAGGACCAGGUUCCUCAACUUAGAACAAGAUUCCUCACGCUGAGGACAUGAUUCUUCACGCUGAGGAAAAGAUCCCUCACGCUGACGACAAGGUUCCUCACGCUGAGGACAAGGUUCUUCACGCUGAGGACAAGGAUAUUCCCGCUGAGAACAAGGUUCCUCAACUUAUACCAUGGUUCCUCACGCUGAGGACAAGGUUCCUCACGCUGAGGACAAGGUUCUUCAUGCUGAGGACCAGGUUCCUCAACUUAGACCAAGGUUCCUCAUGCUGAGGACAUGGUUUCUCACGCUGAGGACAAGGUUGCUCGUACUGAAGACAAGGUACCUCACGCUAAGGAAAAGUUCCUCACGCUGAGAAACAGGUUCCGCAUGCUGAGAGGAAGUUUCCUCACGGUGAGGGCAAGGUUUCCACGCUGAGGACAAGGUUCUUCACCCUGAGGACAAGGUUCUUCACCCUGAUAACAAGGUUCUUCACGCUGAAAAUAAGGUUCUUCACGAUGAGGACAAGGUUCUUCCGCUGAGGACAAGGUUCUUCACGCUGAAGACAAAGCUCCUCACGCUGAGGACAGGGUUCUUCACGCUGUGAACAAGGUACUUCACGCCGAGGACAAGUUUCCUCACGCUGAGGACAAGGUUCUUCACGCUGAGGACAAGGUUCUUCACGCUGAGGGCAAGGCUAUUCCCGCUGAGAACAGGGUUCGUCAACUUAGAACCAGGUUCUUUACUCUGAGGACAAGGUUCCUCACGCUGAGGUCAAGGUUCCUCACGCUGAGGACAGGGAUCUUCACGCUGAGGACAAGGUCCUUCACCCAGAAGACAAGGGUCCUCACGCUGAUGACAAGGUUCCUCACGCUAAGGACAAGGUUCUUCACGCUGAGAACAAGGUUCUUCAAGCCAAGGACAAGGUUCGUCAAGGUGAGGACAAGGUUCUUCACGCAUAGGACAAGGUUCUUCACGCUGAGGACAAGGUUGUUCACGCUGAGGACAAGGCUCCUCACGCUGCGGACAAGGAUCUUCACGCUGAGGACAAGGUUGCUCAACUUAGAACAAGGUUCCUCACGAUGAGGACAAGGUUCUUCAAGCUGAGGACAAGGUUUCUUACACUCAGGACAAGGUACCUCACGCUAAGGAAAAGUUCCUCACGCUGAGAACAAGGUUCAGCAUUCUGAGAACAAGGUUCCUCACGGUGAGGACAUGGUUCCCACGCUGAGGACAAGGAACGGAAGAUUCUUCAUGCCGAGAACAAGGUUUCUCACGCUGAGUACAAGGUUCUUCACGCUGAGGACAAGGUUCUUCACGCCGUGGAUAAGGUUCGUCACGUUGAGGACAACGUUCUUCACGCUGAGGACAAGGUUCUUCACUCUGAAGACAAGGCUCCUCACGCUGAGGACAGGGUUCUUCACGCUGAGAACAAGGUUCUUCACGCCGAGAACAAGGUUGCUCACGUUGAGGACAAGGUUCCUCACGCUGAGGGCAAGAUUCUGCACGCUGAGGACUAG
Molecule: messenger RNA, 7345 nt
Organism: Paramuricea clavata
Lineage: Eukaryota; Metazoa; Cnidaria; Anthozoa; Malacalcyonacea; Plexauridae
Source: the annotation of a GenBank genome assembly